AUGCAGUCUAUCUCCUCAGAAUCGACCUUACCGACAGACGACCCCAAAGUUUCAGCCCUUGAGCUCCUGCGUGACCACUGCCUUGAGCUUACCCCGGAUGGAAAAUACGUGCGAUGGUUGCGAAAUCACCCAAGGCAUCCUCGAAAUUGGUCUGGCCUACGAAAGACUUACGAUAUUGUCCUUAUCUGUCUGUUGGAUCUAUUUAUAACAGCAUCUAGCACCGCAGGUUCGGCAGCUGCUACACAAGCCAAACAUGAAUACAAUAUCAGUGAAACGCUUUCUAUUUUCAUAUUUGUCACGAUAUUUCUUCUCGGCCAAGUGGCAGGCACCAUCUUAUUUCCCCCGUGGUCGGAGACAUUUGGGCGAAGGAACAUGUACAUUGUGAGCAGUGGUCUCAGCGCCCUUUGCUGUAUGAUCAUUGGCCUUGUGCGUGCAAUGCCGGUCAUUAUCAUCAUGCGCAUCCUCGCCGGGCUUCUUUCCGCCAUUCCUUAUACCAUAAUCGGCGGCAGCAUCGAGGACAUGUUCAACUCGCAUGCUCGAAUAUGGGCCAUGUAUUAUUGGACAGUUGCUUCGAACAUUGGUCUCAUCCUUGGGCCCAUCAUGAGCAGUUAUAUAAUUGCAGGUCUUGAUUGGCGAUGGAACUUCUAUAUCUUCGCCAUCAUCAUUGCUGCAAUUACAUGUGGUCUCUUCUUCAUUCGGGAAUCUCGACCUUCCUUGUUGCUGGCCUGCGAGGUGAAACGAGUCACCGAUAUGACUAUCCAAUCAAUCCCACCGCCACUCAAUCACGACCAUAUCCCAGAUCUCAAUAUAUUUGUAAAAGAUGCCCUCUUUCGCCCCGCCCAGCUCUUCUUCCAAGAGCCCAUCAUUUUUGUCAUCGCGAUGAUGAUCUCCAUCGCCAUGUCCCUCAUCUACAUCUUCACAGAAGCCCUCCAACCCAUCUACGAGUCAAUGGGAUUUUCAACAACCGAAGCUUCACUCAUGUUCAUCGCUAUUGGCCUGGGAACAUGUCUUAGCACAUUGACACGUGUGCUAGAUGGCUACAUUCUCAACUAUUUCCGUAAACAGGGACGCCCUAUUAAGCCAGAAUACAAGCUUAUCGGGUUAGGUCUCGGUGGUCCAUUUCUGGCAAUUGGUCUAUGGUGGUUUGCUUGGACUAUUCCACCCCAGAUCCACACUCCGUGGAUUGUCCCCACGACUUCCCUUGUUCUGGUGGGCUAUGCGCUGACGGAAAUGGAUACCGUGCUGUACGGAUAUAUCUCAGAUUCUUAUCUGAGUUACUCUGCCAGUGCCACGGCUGCUGUUGCAUUCGUGCGAGCGCUGCUGUCGGGUGUCUUUCCGCUAUUUACGACGCAGAUGUUUGAUCGGUUGGGAAAUAAUAACGCUAUGUCUGUACUUGCUGCUAUAGCAACUGCGUUUUGUAUAGUUCCGCCUGUGUUUAUCUGUUAUGGAGAGCGGAUUCGUCGGGCGAGCAAGUUUGCUCGGUAUAGUUGGGAAAUCCAGGAGGAGCUGGGUAAAGAGAAAGAGGAUUGGUGA
Penicillium concentricum is the source of this 1533-nucleotide messenger RNA. RefSeq lists its product as uncharacterized. Lineage: Eukaryota; Fungi; Ascomycota; Eurotiomycetes; Eurotiales; Aspergillaceae. The record is from RefSeq and is a predicted model, not a curated record. Gene Ontology annotation, biological process: transmembrane transport. Gene Ontology annotation, molecular function: transmembrane transporter activity. Bases 1 to 1533 code for a protein of 510 amino acids. The transcript is spliced from 5 exons.